AUGGCUUCAGGAAGUGAGGACGAAAUCGAGGGGGCAUGGUAUUAUGGAUCAAGCCAAUAUGAUCCUCAAUCAAGCUUAGAAUCAGAGAAAGAACCGACAGACAUGGUUGAGCAACAAGAAGAAGAACACAAUCAUCAUAAGCCAAGGCUCAGUAGUGAGAUGAGGCAUUUAAUAUUUCAAGAUAUGAUCUCAAUGCGAACAACCGACUCAUUACCUUAUGGAACAUUUCAAAGAAUUGCAGAAAAAUUUGGUUAUCAUCAUAGAACCAUAAGAAAUUUAUGGAAAAGGGCAAUACAAUCAAAAGAAAGAGUUGUGGUGCCUCCAAACAUUCUAGAAUCUACACCGAUGGGGGAACGUACAAGUAUAAGAGAUGUUGCAAGUUGUUUAGACUUGGCACCAUCGACCGUUUGGAGGUUAAUUAAAAGAGGUAAAAUUAAGGUACAUUCAAAUCCUCUUCACCCGGCUUUAACCGAUGCCAAUAAAUUGAGAAGGGUGGAGUGGAUUAUGAGUGUCAUCCAAGAAGAUAGCAUUCAAAGACAUCAAAUAUACAAGGGAAUGUUUGAUUUCAUUCACAUCGAUGAGAAAUGGUUUUAUUUGACCAAAAAAACUCAAAGAGUUUCCCUUGCACACAAAGAGAAGAUCUCGUAUAGGGCAGCAAAGUCAUCUAAGUUUAUACCGAAGGCCAUGUUCCUAGGGGCGGUUGCUAGGCCAAGAUGGAGUCCACACGGUCAAUGCACGUUUGAUAGGAAAAUAGGAAUUUUCCCCUUUAUUAACAGGGUUGCAGCCGUGAGGGACUCGAAGAAUAGGCCUAGGGGGUCAAUUGAAAUUAAGCCAACAGAAUUGGUCACUCAAGAAGUUUAUAGAAACAUGCUCAUCCAAAAUCUCAUUCCGACAAUACUAAGAAAGUGGCCAAAUGAAGGCCCUUCAAUCAUUUUCAUUCAACAAGACAAUGCAAGAGUGCACAUUACAAAUGAAGAUCCAAUAUGGAAACAUCACAACAAGCAAGGUGGGUUAACCUUCAUUCUUACACAACAAUCCCCUAAUAGUCCAGAUUGUAUCAUCUUGGACUUGGGUUUCUUUAGAAGCAUUCAAUCAUUAAUGCAUAAGAAAAUGCCAAAGAAUAUGACAGAGUUGAUUAGUGCAAUUGACGAUGCAUAUCACCACUUAAAUGAGAUAUUGAAGGUUAAGGGAUGUAAUGACUACGUCCAACCUCAUUUUGGUAAAAAAGUUGAAGAAGAUAAUGGGAAGCUUAGAAUUCAAGUUCGAAUUCUGACACAGCUACUUAGGGAAGCUGUUGCUUUUGUGAAUCAAAACAGAAAUCAGCAAGCAUCACAAACAGUAGCAGAGAAUAAAGAUGUGACACAAUCAUCCAAUACAAUACAAGAAGCAUAUGAUCAAGCAAUCGAGGAGACACAAGGAUGA
This is a messenger RNA of Amaranthus tricolor (Joseph's coat), 1422 nucleotides long. RefSeq lists its product as uncharacterized. Gene Ontology annotation, molecular function: nucleic acid binding. Lineage: Eukaryota; Viridiplantae; Streptophyta; Magnoliopsida; Caryophyllales; Amaranthaceae. The record is from RefSeq and is a predicted model, not a curated record. Bases 1 to 1422 code for a protein of 473 amino acids. The transcript is spliced from 3 exons.